AAACUCACAUCCCAGCGGGAAAAGAUGCUUGAUAUUUAUAUCCGUCACAACCGCCUGUUCUUUUGCCUGUACAGGGAAAGGAUAUGGAGGCCCAGCGCCAGGUUCACAGGACUGGGACUACUAACUAGUUCUCGGCCUAUUGCUAGAUCAUGAUUGUCUGGUUCUUCCCUCGCCAGUUCCAGAGACAAAACCCGGAUGCUGCAGAUCGCCCGGCGCCAAACAAGACUCAACGGGGGGAAGGAAGAAUCUGGUCAAAGCUUCUGAUGGAGCUUGAUCGUGCUUCGAACACAUCAGCGGGCACGCUGAUUACGGUGGGUCUCGGGAUCAUGGUUUGGAUCAUCCAGGAAAUUGUUCCUCCGUUUGGUUUGGUAUAUGAAACUCCCAAAGCCUUGAAGCCCUUCUUGGAAGAAGGUAGGUACCUCCUCUCGCCGUUGCAUCAAGGAACCCCCCGGGCGAGGAAAGACGGUUGUUAUGUUAUGGCUCAGCAGCUGAAAGGCAGACGAUAAUCGAAAACAAUUCUUGUGGUAACUAAUCGUAUCGAUUGUA
Molecule: messenger RNA, 546 nt
Organism: Penicilliopsis zonata CBS 506.65
Lineage: Eukaryota; Fungi; Ascomycota; Eurotiomycetes; Eurotiales; Aspergillaceae
Exons: 2
Coding region: 150-506 (118 amino acids)
Source: RefSeq, a predicted model, not a curated record